UUGUCAGAACACGCCUUUGAGUUCGAGUUUGGUCGUGUAGUUAAAAUCCUGUCGCUCAGGAAUUUUAUAAUCAUAUUUUAUGAAAAUGGGCACUACAACCUCGGAACAAUAAGGAAUUUGGAAAUUGAAUUGGACGAAGCACCAAAUGAUGGGCAGUUCUUCAAUGUUCUAGGAUCUGAGAUGUUCGAUGACAAAAUAGUAAUCCUGGCCAAAACCUUCACUCAAAGCUAUCUUCUGACCUACUCACUCGAAAACUGCAAAUUUAAAGUUGUUAAAAAGGACAUCCAGGGCGGAAAUGCCAUUGCCAGGCACUCAUCCAGCAUGCUUUUGAUUUUUAACAAAGAAGGAUUGUGGAAGUACCAGGAUAAGCUUGUAUUUAUCAAAGAAUUUGCAAACUUCAAAAUCGCCUGUUCAUACUUUGACGAGGAAAAUAACAGAACGCUGCUGUUUUGCAGCAAUGGUGAGGUGAUAUCGAUCAACUCGGACUUUUCACACUUGACGGUUGGAUUUACCAAAUCAAAAAUAGCAUCUGUAGCUAAAAUCGGCACCACUUUCUUCUGCGGAUCAAUCCAGCUAUCCUAUUUUCUGAGGAUUGCCGACCAUCUCAUAAUAUUGAAGGUACUUGGAAAUGUCCUUAGUGGCAAAGCAGGCCGCAGUCUUAAUGACCACUGCUCUUCUCUGAGAUCCCGGCUUUUGUUGAAGCUGCUGUACCAAAGAGAGCUCAGCUCCGAUCCAGUUUCACUGGACCACGGAUCUUCAGGCGAUUGGCCAAUAAAAAAGAUCCAAGAGUCUGCCAAUAUUGCAAUCGACGAUGUAGCCAAAAGACUUCUCGAAAUUUGUGAGUUGAGAGAUGAAGCACCAUGUUUUAUGGGAUAUUAUAGAGGUGACCGUUUCUUCAUUUUUAGUUUUGAGCAGUUUAGUGUCAUAAACAAUUGUUGUUUUGAGCCAGUUGUAAAUGCAUCGUCCUCUUGCAUAUUCACAUCAAAGAGGAUACUGUGCUUUUCGCAAGAAUGCAUUUUUCAGUUCAAUCUUGAGUGCUCGCGCGUAAAAAUUUACCAGGAUCUAGCACUGGUCUAUUCUUUCGGGUCCUUGUAUUUGUUCAAUACUAGCUCACAAUCAUUUAAAUCAUGCAGUGUUUCCUUCGAUCUCUGCGACUUUAUAUUAAGAGACGAAAAGGUUCUGUGCAUUGAUUUCGACGAAAAAACUCACAUCAUUGAGGAGGCUGGCUUCAAUAUAUUGUAUAUUGAGAAGCAUGCUCUUUCCUUUGACGAUCUGUUUGGCGAGCAUUGCCAAAUGCUAUCUUUGAGCAAUUCACAGACCUUCAACUCAAAGUAUCUUUGUGAUUUUUGCACCGAUCUGCCAAAGCCGUUUCUUGUUGCAAACGGCAAAAUUUUUACAUUAAUAGAUGGUAUUAAACCUUAUGUUUUGCUUAGCUCGGGCUCGUAUAUUCAUAACAUUACCCACUGCAAAAAUUAUCUGAUUGUCUCGGGCUCAAACACCAUUGUUUUUGACACUACAGGUGCAAUGACUUCAUACUGCAACUUCAAAUCUACAAAUUCAUUCAUGGUUGAUGAUAGCAUCUAUGCCUGUCUGCCUUCAGGCCAGAUUCAGCAAAUUGUUCCAGAAACAUUAUGUUUUGCAGAGAACCUCUUCAACGAAAAAUAUGCUUGUCAUACCUGUAAGACUUCGACAGAGAUCAGUAUUGACAGGAAAAGCAUCAAGUAUUCUCUGGGUACAAGCACACUUGAAUAUGCAAACUACGUCCAAAAGUUCAGCUGUGCUGUGCGUAAGAAUCUCUUUUGUGUCGGGCUGAUUUCUAUUAAUUUUGAUAGAAACAAGCUUGUAUUCUUCUCCACAGACAACAAAAAAUUGAAGAUAAGACACACCAUUGAGCUCUCCAGCAUGCCAAUAUGUGGGUGUGCAUAUAAAAAUAACGUGUGUGUCGUUACCUCUGAUAGCAUUAUGCUGAUAUCCUUAAAGUACGGAAAGAUUAAAAUUUCUGAGAAGAUCAAAAAUACACAUUAUCCAUGCAAGGGCCUUGAGUUUUACAACGAGAGCACAGUGCUAGUAACAACGCUUGAUUGGUUUUAUCUGGUAGUAAACCUAAAGAUGAAUCUUGUGAAGAAGAUCCAAACUGAAAACUUCUGCAUUCCUUUUAUGAUCAAUGGAAUAGACGGGCAUGCAACCAGGAAUAUGCUGCAUUAUCACGGAGCAGUUAUCGACUGCAUUGAGGAUGUCGCCUACAUCGUCAGCCAUAAGAAUUCAAUUCUCAUUUUAACCACAAAUGGCAGUGUUCUGUUUCUCCACACUAUUCAGUCUGAUACAUUUAGGUUUAUUUAUGACUCUGCACCAAAGGUGAUUAACAAUCUUGUCGAACACUAA
Vittaforma corneae ATCC 50505 is the source of this 2382-nucleotide messenger RNA. RefSeq lists its product as uncharacterized. The record is from RefSeq and is a predicted model, not a curated record. Lineage: Eukaryota; Fungi; Microsporidia; Nosematidae. The transcript has a single exon.